GUGGAUGCUCUUGUAGCUGCUGGGAGCCAGGAUGGGAUAAUCAUGCGUGUCUGGCUUCGGGCAUUGGUGCAGCUGGAUCCGGAGUGGACUCGGUGCGUUGGGUGGGUCUAGUUCUGGAGCGAUCCGGACCUCAUGUCGAUGUUAACGAGCGCGAUGACCGAGAGAGGAGUUUGUGCCGCUGUUUGAGACGUCCGGGCCGAGAGAAAUCCACCGUGUUCGCCCAUGGAGGAGGAGAGACAUCGCCGGUACGACUAAAAGCGCAGCCCCGGUGUGGAAUAACUUGGAGCAGGACGGAGAGGAUACCGAGGGGAGCCUUGUAGAGGAUAUAUAGAAGGAGCACAUCUCUCUUUUCUUCAUGGGUUUCUAACCGGGAUAGAGAUCACAAGGCGCCUGGAAGAACGGAUCACUUUUGCAUCGGUAAUUAGAGGACUGCCUCCUCGGAGCGAGCGGCAGCCGCAGCCGACACAGCGCGGGGUGGGUGGGGGGAACCCUUGGAUGGAGAGGGCGCAUUGAGGGGCUGAGAGAGCGGCUCGAUUGCGGAGGGACGGAGGGGGACCGGGCGGCUCGAAGGGACCCGGGGAGCCAGGAGCGGUGCAGCGGCUCCAUGAGCGGCUCCUGCCGGGACAGAGCGCCCAGAGGAGCCCUGCAGCCGGAGCGUCUCCGCCGCCGCGGGUAGAAAAAGACCCGGGCCACAGGACGGCGGCCAGUUUGGAAGUUUUGAUGCAUAUGAUCACAACCACCAUGAUUUUUAUGAUUCUUGGUGCUUCAGUUGUAAUGGCGAUAGCCUGUUUAAUGGACAUGAACGCACUACUGGACCGCUUUCACAACUACAUCCUACCGCAUCUACGAGGGGAGGACCGCGUCUGUCACUGCAACUGUGGAAGACAUCAUGUCCACUAUGUAAUCCCAUAUGAUGGGGACCAUUCCUUGGUGGACUCAUCAGAGAACUACUUUGUGAGUGACAGUGUGACCAAGCAGGAGAUGGACUUGAUGCUGGGGCUGCUGCUGGGCUUCUGCAUUAGCUGGCUGCUGCUGUGGUUGGACGGAGUCCUACACUGUGCCGUCAGGGCCUGGAGGGCGAGCCGCUACUACGAUACCCCGUCCUGGUCAUGGCUGCCUCAGUUCUGCAACCUCCGAGACCUCCGUCGCCGGGCCCAGCUCCGGCAACUGGAGGACUCCAGUGGCAACAUGGUCCACAUCAAGCAGAAGCUCUACCACAACGGCCACCCCAGUCCCCGCCACCUCUGAAUCUGAAAAACUGAACAACAAAACCAACAACAAAAAGAAAUUAAACUAGAUCCUUCUCCCCAACACACCUUCUCCCUUUUCCCUCCGACACACCUCACCCCCCUUCCUCAAACAGCCUAUUGGCCAGCUAUUGCCUCAGAGACACCUGGAAAACUGCCCUCCCACUGUUCAUAACAUGGCCCCCUUAAACCCCCAUGACAGGACUUUCUUAUGACUAAACCUGGCCCCUGUCAGCACUAAAAAAAAAAACCAAAAUGGAGCAAGAUGACGAUUUAUUUGUUGCCACUGAAAUCUUGUCUUAUGUCCAUGUCCACGUCCACCGUUGUGGGAGGAGGAAGAAAGAAAGAAAACAUUUUUAAGGGUGUUUUUUCUGUAUAGAGACAUUUUCUGUGUUCAUUGUUAAACUUGGCAUGCUCUUUUAGAACAGGGUAAGAUGUGGGCAGUGUAUGGAACGGGGUGGCGAGACUGGUGUCAUGAUAUUUUUUUUCUGAUGGGCGGGAGGGGGACUUUGUUGGCGUGGGGAGGGGAGAAUGCGACUGAUGGGUGGGUGGGUUUUUGUGAUAGUUAGAUUGCUGCUUCUGUAAAUAGUUAUAAAUAAUGGAAAAUGGGAUUUGACAGUCUUAAGAAGGGGGUGGGGGGUGGGCGUUUGUGUGAGUCGGUCAUCAGUAGAAGACCUUUGUGUGGGUAAAGAUUGUAGGAAUGGGACAGAAAGACAGAGUCUGUUUGGGAACUUGGAUGUGAAACCAUGUGAUUUCUGCUAAAAACACAGAUUAAUUAGCUUUGUUACUUAGUGAAUUAACUGAAUGUAUUAAUUUUUUCUGUAAAUAUGUGAGGGGGAGGGGAGUGUGUACAGUUGUGGUCAGGGUUCUCUUUGCUGUAUUACCAUGCUAUGGAAGACACGAGGGAGAAAUAAAUGCCAGCCAAGAUGAGUCAGUUCAACACACGCACACACACACACACAUACACACACACACACACACACACACUUACACACAGCCCUCUCCAUCUUCCCCCACACUGAGCUCAGCAGCACAGUUCAAUUUUCUUUAUCCAAUUCCCUCUCACUUAUCAGGAGCAACCAGCCUAUCAGCAGAGGGAACCCUCACCCGGCCCCCCCUCGCCCUCUCUGUCCAGACAUUGCUGUUGUGAGGAUGAAAUGUCUGUUUUAUUAAA
Molecule: messenger RNA, 2421 nt
Organism: Paralichthys olivaceus (Japanese flounder)
Lineage: Eukaryota; Metazoa; Chordata; Actinopteri; Pleuronectiformes; Paralichthyidae
Gene: tmem240a
Product: transmembrane protein 240a
Source: RefSeq, a predicted model, not a curated record